Molecule: messenger RNA, 2529 nt
Organism: Cuscuta epithymum
Lineage: Eukaryota; Viridiplantae; Streptophyta; Magnoliopsida; Solanales; Convolvulaceae
Source: the annotation of a GenBank genome assembly
AAAGAAUUUAAGCCCUAACGAAUGUAAUUGGGCAAAUUAGUCCAAACAAAGUUAUUAUACGGCAAUAAGUACGGAGUAACACGGCGCGCAAACUGCAGAGGCGGCAGAGCAAUCCCUUAAAUAUACUAUCGUAUAUUGCAGUGCUUUUGUUUUACGAAGUUGUAAUAAUAUCCCAAAAAUUUAGGUUGCCAAGGCUGUCUUCGGAUGUUUUCCCCCAAAAAUCUGGAUUUGCGAUUUUUCUUAAUCGUAGAAUUUAAGAUUCUUCUUAGUCGUAGGUAAGUACGGAGUAUUUUUUUGUCUUCUGAUAUGUAUACUUCUUCUUUUAUACGGAGUAGUUUUCUCAGGCUGGCCUACUAUUUUAUUUUAUUCUACAGUGUAUGGUAUUUUCUGGAUUACCGUUCUAAAACCUUGGUUUAUGCAGGUGCCGCAUACUCUAAUCUUUGGACCCAGAGUCUUCUGAAUAACACUGCUCUAGUUGUCUUUCCAAUGGCAGUCCAUAUGAACAUGGAGUAUGAGGAUGAUGAUGAUUAUGUUGAGUAUGUUCCUGUGGCAAAACGAAAGGCGCUUGAGGCACAGAAGAUCCUGCAGCGAACGGGGGAAUCUACACAGUCAAAAAAGGAAGCUGAAGAGACAAAACAAGUUGAGGAAAAAACAAGUUUGCUUAUGAAGGCUACUCAGCUGAAGAAGGAGAUGCCAGAUGUGAGUGUUGCUGAGCAAAUCUUUCAGCAAGAGAGAGAAAUUAUUGAGCAUCUCUCUGACAGAAAGGCUCUGAUGUCAGUGCGUGAACUUGCAAAGGGGAUUAAUUACACGGAUCCUAUGUUCACCGGUUGGAAGCCUCCAUUAGGCAUCAGAAGGAUGCGAAAGAGGUCUCGUGACUCCAUUCUUAAACAGUGGCACAUUCUUGUGGAUGGAGAUGAUACCCCUCCGCCCAUUAAAAACUUUAAGGAUAUGAGGUUUCCCAAACCAAUACUGGACAAGCUUAAAUCUAAGGGAAUUGUUCAACCGACUCCUAUCCAAGUACAAGGAUUGCCUGUUGUCCUGUCCGGAAGAGAUAUGAUUGGAAUAGCAUUUACAGGGUCUGGGAAGACGCUGGUUUUCGUUCUGCCACUUAUCAUGGUGGCCUUACAGGAGGAGAUAAUGAUGCCGAUUGCGCGUGGAGAAGGGCCAUUUGGAUUAAUCAUUUGCCCUUCUAGAGAGCUAGCACGACAGACAUAUGAAGUUAUAGAAGAGUUUCUAGAGCCUCUAAAGGAGGCUGGGUACCCUGAGAUAAGAUCUCUAUUAUGCAUUGGAGGAACUGACAUGAAGUCCCAGCUUGAUGUGGUCAAGAAAGGAGUUCACAUUGUGGUUGCCACACCUGGAAGACUAAAAGAUAUGCUUGCUAAAAAGAAAAUGAGCCUUGACAAUUGCAGAUAUUUAACACUAGAUGAAGCAGACAGACUAGUAGAUCUCGGGUUUGAAGAUGACAUCAGGGAAGUUUUCGAUCGUUUUAAAUCCCAAAGACAAACUCUACUUUUUUCUGCCACAAUGCCCGCAAAGAUCCAAAGCUUUGCACAAAGUGCUUUGGUCAAACCCAUAACUGUGAAUGUGGGAAGAGCUGGAUCGGCUAACUUAGAAGUUAUCCAAGAAGUUGAGUAUGUGAAGCAGGAAGCUAAGCUGCUUUACCUUUGUCCCUGUGUGAAGAAAACGCCCCCACCAGUUUUAAUAUUUUGUGAGAACAAAUCUGACGUGGAUAAGAUACACGAGUACCUGCUGUUGAAAGGAGUGGAAGCUGUUUCUAUUCACGGAGGGAAGGACCAAGAAGAGAGGGAGUAUGCUAUUUCAUCAUUCAAAGCAGGGAAGAAGGACGUGUUGGUGGCUACUGAUAUUGCCUCCAAAGGAUUGGAUUUUCCUGAUAUUCAGCACGUGAUAAACUAUGAUAUGCCUGCUGAAAUCGAGAACUACAUCCAUAGGAUCGGGCGUACAGGUAGGUGUGGCAAAACGGGAAUUGCCACAACUUUCAUAAAUAAAACUCAGAGCCCGACAACGCUUCUUGAUCUCAAACGCCUCUUGCAAGAAGCUAACCAAAGGAUUCCUCCAGUUCUUGCUGAACUUGAAACUCCUGGGGAAGAUGCUGAUGCCAUCAUCACCAAUGCAAGUGGGGUCAAAGGCUGUGCCUAUUGCGGUGGUCUUGGUCAUCGUAUUCUCGAUUGCCCCAAGCUCGAGCAUCACAAGACCCAGCAAAUAGCCAAUCAAAGGAGGGAUUACUUUGGGUCUGGCGGAUAUCGGGGAGAAAUUUGAUUUAUUCAUGUGAAUACAGCCAUUCUCUGCCUUUAUUGCAUGUGCUACAUUUAAGAAUAUGCUACUCUAUUCUUUAUGUUGUAUAGAUGAGAAAUAUAUAUGUACUUCAAUGAUUAUGUAUGACUGAGAUAUGUUUAACCAAGCGAAGUUUCCUGCCAGCUUAAUAUAUAGUUAUGUUGUUUAGUGCAAUGCAGUGUGGUUACUCCUCUGUGCAAGCGAAGUUUUCUGUUAUAAAAUGUCUUUCCUUCUGGC